UAAAAAAAAAAAAUUACCCAACAUUUUUCUGGUAUUUUCUAUAAAUCCGACAUUAUUUUUUUUUUGGUGAAAUUUAAAUAUUAUCCACCUUCACAAUAAAUUUUGAAUUAACAUACAAGCGGAUUAACAUUGGCGGGGCGCUCUUUCAGGGCGAUUCACAAUAACGCUGGAAACUCUUACAGACAAGCUCAGCUAAGUGAAUUUAUUUUUGCCAGUUUCUCAACGAGAUCAGAAGCCAAUGUGAGCGGUUGCGGCCUCCAAAAGAGAUAAGCCAAUCAUCAGUACAAAAUUGUACGCUUUAGCGUGCGGUCCACGAUUUUAAACCAAAAAAAAAGAAAGAAAAACGAAACUAAUAUUUAAGUCAAGAAGUAAAAAAAGAAAAACAAAACAAAUAACGGUGUUAAGCGUAAAAAUAAGAAAAUAAAAGAAACGACGUGAGCUUUACGAAAAAGAAAUCCAUAAAAAAUAAAAUAAAUUUUCGUUAAAAAAAAUUAAAAAUAAAAAAAACAAAAUCAUAAUGUCUCCUCAAAUGGCAUGUUGAGUAAUAAAAAAAUAUCAACGAAAACAGAUUUCAUCAUAACUGAGAUUGGGAAAUACAUUUUUGCAUAAAUCGACAACGGCAACGAGAAACAUCAUCAAGGCAAUUUGUGAUUGGUAUCAUCAGCAGCCACUUGCCGAACUCAGCUCUUCAUUUUUUUUUUUUUGCUUUGGUGGGAUUAACAAAAACCAACAACAACGGCCUCAAGAUGACUUGUGGCAUAUCUUGUGUGGACAAGACGUUAAAUAAAACCUUCUUCUACCUGGGUAAAUUCAUUGCCCGCCAUCCAGGAUAUUUUAUUAUUGUGCCAAUACUAUUAACGUUACUAUGCAUUACGGGUUAUCAACAAUUAAAAUAUCAAAUCGAUCCAGAAUAUCUCUUCUCACCCAUCAAUGGUGAGGGCAAGGCGGAGAGGGCCAUAGUUGAACAGUAUUUUAAGGUUAAUUAUACGCAUCGCUUCAAUGUUGGACGUAUCACAAGACCAGGACGUUUUGGUCGGGUAAUUGUCAUACCAAAAGAUGGCAAUGACAAUAUGAUACGACGCGAGAUCUUCAAGGAGUUACGUCAAUUGGACAACAUCAUACAGAAUGCAACGGUGACAUAUGACGGCGAGACGUUCACGUACAAGGAUGCCUGUGCCCGGUGGGAGAAUGAGUGCUUCGAAAAUGAUAUUUUGAAUUUGGAUUACAUUAUGGAUGAUAUCGAAUCUGGUGAAUUGAAUUUAACCUUUCCCCUGAUGUUCAAUCCCGUCACAUGGGAUGCCCAUGCCUUUCCGGUAUUUUUUGGUGGUACCAAAAUCACCGAGGACAAUAUUAUCAUCAGUGUGCCAGCGAUACAAUUGGUGUAUUUUGUGACAGCGGAUACCAAACGGCAAGAUGAAAAAGGUGCCGAAUGGGAAGAAACAUUUUUGCGUGUGGUAGGUGAUGCCGAAAACACAGGGCUUUUCAAACACAUAUCGGUGGCCUAUUUUGCCUCCAGGACCCUGGAUCAUGAGUUGGAAAAGAAUACACAAACUGUGGUGCCCUACUUUAGUUCCACCUUCAUUUUGAUGGCCUUGUUCAGUGUCAUAACCUGUAUGAUGGGUGAUGCGGUGCGUUCCAAACCCUUUCUGGGUCUGAUGGGUAAUAUUUCAGCUGUUAUGGCCACUUGUGCUGCGUUCGGUUUGGCCAUGUAUUUGGGUAUUGAAUUUAUUGGCAUUAAUUUGGCGGCUCCAUUUUUGAUGAUUGGUAUUGGCAUUGAUGACACCUUCGUUAUGUUGGCGGCCUGGCGUCGGACCUCUUUGAAAAUGUCCGUACCCGAGCGCAUGGGCCACAUGAUGUCUGAGGCUGCGGUGUCCAUUACCAUUACCUCUUUGACCGAUUUGAUUUCCUUUUGGAUUGGUGUCAUCAGCCCUUUCCGGUCAGUGCAAAUCUUUUGCAAAUAUUCCGUUUUGGCAGUGGGUUUCACAUUCCUGUGGCAUGUUACCUUCUUUGCCGCCUGCAUGGCCAUAUCGGGUUAUAGAGAGCAACAAAAUCGUCAUGCUGUAUUCGGUUGCAAGGUCCAGCCUCUAUCGGUGGCCAUAAAAGAAAAACGCAACAUUUUCUAUCGAGCCAUCAUGUCGGGUGGCAUUAAUCGCCAGGACCCCGACAAUCCCACCGACAACAAGGACCAUAUUCUAAUGAAAUUUUUCCGUGACAAUCUCUCGGCCAUCAUCAACAACAACUGGUGCAAAUUCUUGAUUAUUUUGAUCUUUGGUGCCUAUUUGGCUGGUGCCUGCUAUGGCAUUACCCAAAUCAAGGAGGGCCUGGAACGACGCAAGCUAUCACGUUCAGAUUCUUAUUCAGUAGAAUUUUUCGAUCGUGAAGAUGAUUAUUAUCGGGAAUUUCCAUAUCGCAUGCAGGUCAUCAUAACGGGCGACAUCAACUACUCCGAUCCCAUUAUCCAAGACGAAAUCGAAGAAUUAACACGAAAUCUGGAAAAUACCUCGUAUGUCACCUCCUCCCUCUAUACCGAAUCAUGGAUACGCUCCUUCCUAUCCUUCGUGGAUCGUAACAAUGACUAUUUGAAUCUGACUCUGGACACGGAACAGGAAUUCAUUGAAGCUGUCAAGGAACAUUGGCUCUUCCCGGGAAAUCCUUUCUCCUUGGAUGUGAAAUUCAAUGAAAAUGGCACCAAGAUUCUAGCCUCCCGCUUCCUCAUACAAGCUGUAAAUAUUACGGAUACCAAUCAUGAAAAGGUUAUGGUUCGUGAUUUGCGACAAAUUUGCAAAGACUCACCGCUGAAUGCCACCAUUUUCCAUCCGUACUUUGUGUUCUUCGAUCAAUUCGAAUUGGUGCGACCCACCUCCAUUCAGUCCAUGAUUAUUGGUGCCAUUAUCAUGAUGAUCAUCUCGUUUAUUUUUAUACCAAAUAUUUUGUGCUCCCUGUGGGUGGCCUUCUCUGUGAUAUCCAUUGAAAUGGGCGUGGCUGGCUAUAUGGCCUUGUGGGAUGUGAAUUUGGAUUCGAUUUCCAUGAUUAACCUGAUCAUGUGCAUUGGCUUCUCGGUGGACUUUACGGCCCACAUUUGCUACACGUAUAUGUCGUCGAAGAAGAAGAGUCCCAAGGCCAGGGUACGUGAGGCCUUCCAUUCGUUGGGUCUGCCAAUUAUACAAGGUUCAAGUUCGACGAUUUUGGGUAUUGUGGCCUUGUUGCUGGCCCAGAGCUAUAUUUUCUUGGUGUUCUUUAAAAUGGUGUUCCUGGUUAUUUUCUUUGGUGCCAUGCAUGGUUUGUUCUUGUUGCCGGUGUUGUUGUCACUGUUCGGACCCGGCUCCUGGCAGACAUGGACAGGAAGGGACAAGGGCAAUGAGGAUGAAAUCGAUGAAAUUGAUGGCAAAAUUAAGCUGGCCAAGAUGGAUAAGAACUUUGCCAAUGCCUUUUAUUUGCCCUAUGCCUCCAAUGUGGCUGGUGUGAAUGGUUUUACAUCCAAGGGCUUCUUGGGAGCUCCUUACAAGGCCUAUGGAGAUGAAAAAGAUUUGGGUAUUGGCACAUCGGGAGAAGAUUCCUCGGAGAGUAGCUCAUCUAGAUCUCAAAGGCGCCAGGCAUUGGAAGAUGAAACAACCCAAAGACGCUAUGAGGAAGGAUGGAGAAAAUCCUCCUAUCAUGAUUUGUUUGCCAACAGCACCCCAGCCCAGUUUGCUGCCCACCCGGCCCUGUACAAUCAAAAGGUUACAGCCCAUGAAUGGCGUACCCGCCUGGAGGAGCAUCAAGAACGUAAACGCCAGCCAAAUGGAGAACGUUAUGCCUAUGAUAAUUAUGGAGCUGAUUUGCAAAGACGCCAUGGCGAAUUCGUGGACGACGAAGAGGUGGAGCCAAGACGCCAUUUUACCCCUACCUCAUCGUUGGAUGAACGUUCACGACGUAAAUAUCGUUCAGCCUUGCCACGUGUGAGUGCCGGGGGUGCUGGCGGCAGUGGUGAUGAGGCCAACUAUCAUCAACAAGAACCGUCACAACUUGCCACCGCCUCAGCCAAGCGUUAUCAACGACGACGUUCCUCCGACGAAUCGACUCGACAUUUCCAACGUUGGCCCACGUCCAAUAUAGAAGAGAGAUUUAUGCGUCGCCAUUCACCCUCCCGCAAUCAUAGCCAUGAAGAUGGUGAUUAUCCCGCCAAUUAUCGUCCAGAGCCACCCAGACGUUCCUCGUCCCAUCACAAUCUCUACUAUCCCAAUGGCCAAAGUAAAACAUCGCAGCAACAACAACAGCCACCAAAAUAUCAGUUUGGCUAUAACCACUGAUAUUUUAGAGUAGGUAAAAACGUCUAGGGUCAUCAUUUCGCCCCAAGGAGUGAAAAUGUGUUUUUUUUAAUUUCGUUUAGGAAUGCCACAUAAGAUGUGGCGUUAGGAUUUUGUCAACUAUUACAAAAUAUUAUUUUAUUUUAAAUGUAAUGUAAUUAAUUUUGUUAAAUUAAUUAAUUUUUUUUAGGAGACUUUUUUAUAUAUAUAUGCAAUGCCUAUUGUAAAUUGAUAUGAUAUGAUUUGAGCCAGGAUCAAGGAAACCUUUAGGAAAACCAAGCAACAAAAAAAGCAAAAACUAAACAAAAUAUGUAAUAUUAGUUAAUAAUUUCUUUAGAUUUUAAGUUUAGGAAAAACGCACAUUAAAAAAUGAAGAAAGGUAAAGGGCCAGGGGAUAGAUUUCGGGCGAGUCCAGAAAGUUUCUUCAAGAUUUGUCUUGAGCAAUUAAAAGGAGAAGGUUUAAUUAAAGAGAAACAGAGUUUUUGAGUAGGAGAAAUAAAGAAAGAGCACGACAAAUCAAAUAUCUCUUUCCAUAGAUAGACAAGUAUGCACGCUAGCGUUGCUCUCUUUUAUACUCUUCAUGAGUAUGACAUCAACAAACAGACAUACUCGAAUAAUUUUCUACAAUUGUUUUUAUAAAAUUUUUUUUUUGCUUCUUUUUUUAUAUUUUUGCUUAAAAAUUAUUAAAUUAAUUGAAAUUCAACGCAGAAAAGUUAUUUCAAAAUUCUCUUAAGAAUGUCUCUUUCAUAUAUUGCCCAUCUAUGCUCUUUCUAUCUUUUUUAUCAUCACUCUGUUUUCCCCUGUGUACAAAAAUAUUCAUUUUGGCCUCUCCUCAAAGGUUCUCAAAUGUGUUCUCCUCCUUUUAAUGGCGGCCACUGAGUAAUUCAACAAAUCUCUCUCAUCGAAAGAGAAACAUGCGAAUGUUUAUAUAAGAAAAUUGCCUUUAGAAAUAACGUAACAUUACUUAGGCCGUCAAAAUCGUCAAUUAGUCUUGUUAUAUAAAUGAGACACAGAAGGAACACUAUAUAUAAAUUUUUCUUUCUCCUUUUUAUCAUAACAUUCAGUUUUCCCCUCUUUGAACAAUGUUUACUUCAGGCUCUCCACAAACAAAGACUCCCAAAUGUGUUCUCUCUCUCUUCCUUUUAUAACUGCUACUGAGUAAUUCAACAAAUCUCUCUCAUCGGAAGAUAAAUAUUUGAAUAAUUCAUAAAGGAGAUUGCCGUUAGGAAUAGCUGACAAGCACAUUAUUAUACCAGGUUCACACAUAUGGAAUUUUUAAUGCAUGGUAUGUUAAGCAGUCUGGGUACACUUCAAAUCGGCUAUUCAAAUGUGGAAUUAAACUAUAUUUUUGAAUAUUUAAAAAUUGAUCACUUCAAGAAACAUAUGGAAAAGAACCAUGAACGUUUGAAAACAUUGAUAUGUCAAUUUUUUUUGAUGAUUUUUCAAAAAUAAGUAAAUUUUUAUAUAUUUUCUUAUACGACGCUAUCAGAGGUUACUAAGAUAUGUAUUUUUAUUCUUUUUUACAAAUUUAAAUAAUUUUUCAUUCAAAAUUUUCAAUUCCAAAAUGGAUUUGACAGUCCAUUGUCCCAUCAGCUGUGCCGAUGCGACUACCUGUAUUCUUCUACCAUGGAGAACAACGUUAAAUCAACUACGGAUUAUAGUGCCCUAACUAAAACUCGGUUUACAUGGUAGAAGACAACAGGUGGUAGCAUCGACGCAGCUGCUGAGACAAUGAACUGUCAAACCAAUUUUGAAAUUAAAACGUUAAAUGAAAAGUUAUUCAAAUUUGUAGAAAUUGUUGAAAUAUGCAUAUCAUAACAACCUCCGAUUGAUAUCAUACAAGAACCCUUAUAAAAAUCUACUAAUUUUUGAAAAAAACGUUUUUAAAAUUUUGACAUAUCCAUAAUCCCAAGCUUUUAUGCACCUACCCGUAUUCUUCUACCAUGAGCUCUCCCCAAAGCAAAUGUUCUCAAAUGUGCUCUCCCCAUUUAUAAUGGAAAUUCAAUGAGUAAUUCAACAAAUCUCUCAUCGAAAGAGAAAUAUUUGAAUAAUUCAAUAGGGAAAAUACGGUUUGGAAUAGCUGACUAGCACAUUAUUAUACCAGGUUCACACAUAUGGCAUUUUUAAUGCAUGUUAUGUUAAGCAGCCAGGAAACACUACAAAUCAGCUACUAAAAUUACAUAUUUUCAUUGAACCAAUGUGAUAUUGGUUUAGGUUUAAAUCUUUGAAGACUCGAAAUAGGAAAUAGAUUUUGGCCAAGCCAAUGCUAUUUCAAACAAAAAAAAAAAAAUCCAAACAUCCCCUGGCCUAUUAUUAUCAUUUAGAAAACAUAUUCUAAAAAUAGUUUAAAUUUGAAAAUUUAUUUAUAAAAAAAACUAAAUUUUAGUCUAUAUAUAUUUAAUGUUUUAUAUAAAUAUUAUUUUAUAACCAUUUACUUUUUUUAAUUUGGUAAGAGCGAAUAGAUUUUAAUUCUCUUAGGGAAUUUCAAGCUAUUUUCAGUCAUUUUCCUGUCGUUUCCUUUUUAUUUUGAAAAAUAAAUUUCCCAUGUUUUCCAUUUUCCCUUGUAGAUAUUUCAAAACAGAAUUCGUGAGUGUGUUCAGUAAUAUUUUUUCUGAAGCGAAAAAAUAUUAUGUGAUCUAAAACAAAUUGGGUUUCUUUCAUUCCUCUGCAAAAAAAAAAUUAGUAGACGUAAAUUUAUAAAAUUAGAAAUGUAUUUUAAAUUUUAGUAAAAACAAAAACAAAAUAAAUACUCAUGCAUACAUUUUCCCCCAAAAUAUUUAAGCAUAAACAAAAAAAAUCAAUUUCCAUUAAAUUUUUUCGGUAUUAGAAUUAAAUAAAAAAAAAUAAAUAAUUUUUUUAAAUGUAUAUUUGCAAAUAAAUACAAAAAAAGAACAGAUAAAAAGCAUCACAAGAAAA
Molecule: messenger RNA, 7202 nt
Organism: Musca domestica (house fly)
Lineage: Eukaryota; Metazoa; Arthropoda; Insecta; Diptera; Muscidae
Gene: Ptr
Product: patched domain-containing protein 3
Exons: 9
Coding region: 747-4289 (1180 amino acids)
Cellular component (GO): plasma membrane; cytoplasmic vesicle membrane
Source: RefSeq, a predicted model, not a curated record